Messenger RNA from Zingiber officinale, 732 nucleotides. Its product is annotated as cysteine proteinase inhibitor A-like. Gene Ontology annotation, molecular function: cysteine-type endopeptidase inhibitor activity. NCBI's taxonomy places the organism in Eukaryota, Viridiplantae, Streptophyta, Magnoliopsida, Zingiberales, Zingiberaceae. The transcript is spliced from 2 exons. The record is from RefSeq and is a predicted model, not a curated record. Bases 1 to 321 code for a protein of 106 amino acids.
AUGACCACCAUGGCACGGUUGGUCAGCAACGUGAGGGAAUCCGAAGGAAGAGAGAACAUCACCGAGAUCCAGGAGCUCGCUCGCUUUGCCGUCGACGAGCACAACAAGAAACAGAAUGCGCUUCUGGAGUUUACGCGUGUUGUGAAGACGAGGGAGCAAGUUGUCGCUGGAACUCUGCAUCACUUGACGGUGGAGGCAGUUGAGGGAGGGGAGAAGAAGUUGUACGAGCCCAAAGUGUGGGUGAAGACAUGGCUUAAUUUCAAACAGGUUGAAGAAUUCAAGCAUGUUGGCGAACAAGGUAAAUCUGGCGUCAAUUCUUAGCGAUGGAUUUGGGUUCAAUUCCAUCAAUAAAUAAAAUGAAAAACAGUAUUUUGAGUAUCAAAUUUCUAUCCUCAUCACCGUGCUCUAUACAAAAAGAUUAAUAUCAUGUUUAUGCUAUACUGUACUGUAGAAUAAUCUAAACUAGGUUUUUUUGUUACAUGUUUGUGCUGUGUAUAGAUCUUUACACAUUUGUUGCACUUCAUAUCUUCUUGUGAAUGUUUUUCAGUAAAAUUAUACAACCUGAUUGUUUUUCUUAUUUAUUUGCUAGAUCUCUGAUGUUUUUAAUUUUUUAUUUAGAAAAUUAGGUCAUCUAGUCAAAGAAAUGCCUUAAGGUGUGGUCUAUGGUGGGCAGAAAUGCUCAAGGCCACGGGGCAGUUCAAGGAUGCCGCAAAUAUAUUUUUUCGCAUUUCU